Molecule: messenger RNA, 456 nt
Organism: Babesia ovata
Lineage: Eukaryota; Apicomplexa; Aconoidasida; Piroplasmida; Babesiidae
Product: Rieske domain-containing protein
Exons: 4
Coding region: 1-456 (151 amino acids)
Molecular function (GO): 2 iron, 2 sulfur cluster binding
Source: RefSeq, a predicted model, not a curated record
AUGGCUGCGGAAGCCGAGUUCGCUGAAGCUAAUUCAGAUUACGUAGACGUAGGAGCGGUAUCGGAGUUCGCGAGGGGUCCUAGGCGCUUGGCCGUUGGCGGCCGCAAAGUGGCGGUGUUCCAGCACGGCGACCGCUUCUUUGCCAUCGACGCCAACUGCUACCACGCGGCAGGUCGGCUGGAGGAGCAUAGCGAGGACAUCGAGGAGGUGAACGGCGAGCCUUGCGUCCGCUGCCCGAUGCACAAGUACGUAAUCUCGCUGUCGAGCGGCCACUCCUUCUACGAGGCGGUGGAGGUCCUUCGGAAGCCAGGAGGCCCACCAAGCUUCCGUUCGCUGGGUUUCAAGUCCAAGGGCUUGAAACAGAGGUGCCACUACGCCAAGGUGGAAGGCAACAGGCUGCUCAUCCGGCUGGCAGGCGACGGCGAGGUGGAAUCCGAUCGCUACGCUUACGUGUGA